GAAGGGGGCAGAAGAGGUCCUGUCCCCCCUGAUGAGCAAUGCAGAAUGAUGCAACAGAAGAAGGAUUGAUGCUUCACAUAAGUCAGAUUUGCAAUGAGUUUUGAGUGGCCCUGGCAGUAUAAUUUCCCCCCGUUUUUCACACUACAGCCCAAUGUUGACACCCGACAGAAGCAGUUGGCGGCUUGGUGCUCGCUCGCGCUGUCCUACUGCAGACACAGAAAGCUGUACACGCUGGACGUGCUCGAGGCCCAGGAGAGCCCGCUCUUCAACAACAAGAAAAUCAGUAGAAAACUAUCAGUGGAGGCGAUCCAGAUCAUCUUUGAAGAACUGAGGAAAAAAGGAAACCUGGAAUGGAUGGACAAAAACAAAAGCCGCUGCCUGAUCAUGUGGCGAAGACCAGAGGAGUGGGGCAAGCUCAUCUACCAAUGGGUCUCUAAGAGCGGCAUGACCAACUCAGUGUUUACCCUGUAUGAGCUCUCCAACGGUGAUGACACAGAGACCGAAGAGUUCCACGGGCUGGAGGAAGGGAUGCUCCUGCGUUCGCUGCAAGCGCUUCAAACGGAGGGCAGAGCCGAGAUCAUCACCAUGGACGACGGGAAGGGUGUGAAGUUCUUCUGAGGCGUGAAGCGAGGUGGAGCGCUUUUGGUGUGUGGCGGGGUUAAAGGUCACAUCACUCUGAUAGGAUGCUCUGAGUGGCCGAAUGGCAUCUGGGGUUAUAUCAUUUGUUUAUGUUUUUUUUUGUUUUCUUGAUUUUGUUGUUGUUUUGAUAAAAUGGGAAAGAGACACAACCAACACUCCACUGCAUCGCCAGAGAAAGACGGUUCGGUUUCCGCUCCUCCUGACAUAGAGGUCAAAAAAUAUAUUUUUUUUUCAGGAAUUAAUUCGGUGGCUUUUACACCCAAGAAAAACAUCUGAAAACAAAUGUGUGAAGAUGUCCCAGAAGCUUAGAUGUCUCUGAUGGCUCUGUCUUCACUGUCUGGCCAGGAAGUGACCUAGACUGACCUAGGAAGUGAAAAAUAUCAAUAGUGCAGUUCAGUCUUUUUUUCCACUCAUUUAGGCGAGAGGUUUUCUCUUUUGGCCGUUUACCUCUUCAUGAAGAGAAAAUAAAAGAAAACCCCAACCUCUCUCUGUCCAUGAGUCCCCUGAGCCUCCUUUGCUCUUUUGUACUCCUGUGUAGUUCUCUCCUGUCCAGUACUGUAGAGGCGCAGAGGGCCUCCCCUCCGAUAGCUCUUCUCUGUAUGACAGCAUCCCAAAGACUGCAGCAGCAGCAGCAGCAGCAGACCAGACGCAGCAGAAGGCAGACAUAGCUCUUUGGGAGACACAGAGUUCUAAAGACACACACACAAACACGUAAACACACACAUAAGCAAACACACCACACAUACAGGUAAACGCACACCCACACACACACACACAUACACAUACACACAUACAUACAUACAGUCCGUUUUUCUCACGUCUCCGUCUCGUUCUAUCUUGCUCAUUCUUUCUCUCUCUCUGCCUCCUUUUUUUUCUCUGUCCCUGUCUUUAUCUUUCUUAGCUUUUCUGGGACACACACACACACACACACAGUACACUAAAACCUCCUGGUAGCAUCUUGUACCUCUGUCUAUAUGUGUCUCUACCUUUUUUUUAACCAGUGGAAAUAAAGAGAUGAUGUCUUUGGUCAUCUUUGUAAAAUCCAA
This is a messenger RNA of Clupea harengus (Atlantic herring), 1685 nucleotides long. It is a transcript of the gene vps25, whose product is annotated as vacuolar protein sorting 25 homolog. The coding region runs from base 94 to 618 and encodes 174 amino acids. The transcript has 6 exons. The record is from RefSeq and is a predicted model, not a curated record. Gene Ontology annotation, cellular component: ESCRT II complex. Gene Ontology annotation, biological process: protein transport to vacuole involved in ubiquitin-dependent protein catabolic process via the multivesicular body sorting pathway. Gene Ontology annotation, molecular function: structural molecule activity; protein homodimerization activity. Lineage: Eukaryota; Metazoa; Chordata; Actinopteri; Clupeiformes; Clupeidae.